CGCUUGUGCGCGCUCAUUCCAUCGAUCAAUCACUCACUUUUAUCACAGUACUGCCAUGGCUGAUCAAGCUGGGCGAGCGGCCGAGCAGGCGCGCGACAAGAGCGGCCGCGCCGUGGAGGCGACGCGCGACAAGUCCAAGGAGGUGAUCCAGAGGGGCAAAUCCUCGGCUCCUCGCGCUACAAAGGCUCUGGGGAUUCUGGCGGCGUUAGCGCUGGCGGGCACAGUGAUCACCGUGACGGUGGUGGGCUUUAUCAUCGCCUCGCCCUUCCUGCUCUUCUUUAGCCCCGUGCUGGUGCCGCUUGGCACGCUCUUCGUGAUCGGCACCGGGAUGUUUGCGGUGUUUUGUUCUGCGGUGUCGUGGCUCUACCAGUACAUGCGCGGCGGACACCCUCCAGGCUCGGACAAGAUCGACACGGUGAGGAGGAGGAUAGCUGAGUCCGCGCACCAUUUGAGCGAGAAGACGCAGGGCACUGGCGGUGAUAUCAGCCGCUACUUGCAGGACGCAGCCAAGGCUUCGUAAGAUCUUCCGGCUAAGCAUCCGAGCCAGCUCUGCAGCGAUUUCCAUUCCCUUUAGCUGUUUCUCUCAGAAUCAAGAGGAGUUUCCUCGAUCGAUCGAUGAAACUCCAUUCUCUUUGUCCUAAGUUUGUAGCUUUGCAGCAGAGCUUCUUUUUGUGUUCGUCGUCAUGUGGUGAAUAAGAAACUCCCAGAAUAUCUGAA
Molecule: messenger RNA, 717 nt
Organism: Selaginella moellendorffii
Lineage: Eukaryota; Viridiplantae; Streptophyta; Lycopodiopsida; Selaginellales; Selaginellaceae
Product: oleosin 16 kDa
Exons: 1
Coding region: 56-520 (154 amino acids)
Biological process (GO): lipid storage
Cellular component (GO): monolayer-surrounded lipid storage body; membrane
Source: RefSeq, a predicted model, not a curated record